Physella acuta is the source of this 3813-nucleotide messenger RNA. RefSeq names its product synaptotagmin-17-like. Gene Ontology annotation, cellular component: exocytic vesicle; plasma membrane. The record is from RefSeq and is a predicted model, not a curated record. Gene Ontology annotation, biological process: calcium-ion regulated exocytosis. Gene Ontology annotation, molecular function: SNARE binding; phosphatidylserine binding; calcium-dependent phospholipid binding. Lineage: Eukaryota; Metazoa; Mollusca; Gastropoda; Physidae.
UGAGAGUCUCCUAUACCAGAUCACCCUCAUCAUUACACCAUCUCGUCAUUCAAAACACGUCAUUGGACCACGCUAAGGCACGUGACCGCGCGCUGUGUUCUCAGCACGCUCCAGUCGCACUACUCUCGAAGCCUUACCCUUUCAAUCUGAAGAAGCGACUUCCCCCCGUCAACAACCUCUCUCCGCGCAGGCAAUUUCAGCGUUAUCGAUUCUCCCUACUGCAGUAUAUUAGGUUGGUCAGGGCGAGACCAUUAAAAUAAUGUGUUCUUUGGGAAGGAAAACAAGUCGAGUUUCUGUUGCUGUAUCGCUACAUCAACAAUGAAGUUUUCUGUUAGAUUAGCAGAAUUUUGUGGCACGUGUUUUCUAUUUAAUUAAAGGAGCCUUAACUUGUCAAGGAUAGACAACUAUCAAGGGAGAGUUAUUGGUCUUUACUCGGUGUGAAUUGAACUGAAACCAACAAGUUAUUGUUCUUUAUUCAAGUUAGAGUUAUCGUUCUUUAAUCAAUGUGAAUUGAAUUGAAAUUAUAGUUAUCGUUCUUUAAUUAAUGGGAAUUGAAUUGAAAUUAGAGUUAUCGUUCUUUAAUUAAUGGGAAUUGAAACAAAUCAUUUAUAUCGCGUUUCUACACAUUGAAUAUAAAAAAAAAAACAACAGGCGUAUAAGUUGUGUUGAUUGUAUAGUACUGAUUGAUUCGGCUAAAGUGCAACAGCACCGAUUGAUCGGUGAUCGAUAGGCCAGCAGAUUAAGGCAUCGAUCGACACAACGAAUCAAAGAUGGGGGCUCCCCUAAUCAACAUUUGGUCCUGUACGUGUUGCAAAACAAAAGGCGGGUCUGGUGACGUCAUCUUCAUUUGAACAAAAUUUGACUCCGACAAUCAACCUUGUGGAUUUAGCCUUUCAUUUCAUUCCAUUUUCAGUCACACCUAAGCUCAAAAAUUAUUUUUUAAAUAUUUUUUUUGCGAACCAGUACAUUAUAAAAUCAACAAACAACAAACAAGCAAAUGCAUUUUUUAUCGCAAUUAAAAACAAGCAACACCCUGUUGCAUUAAAAAUAAAUUUCGACGCAAAUCAAAUGUGUUGACCAAUCUGUCAGCUGGAAUAUAAAUCAAACAUUCAUCUUAUUUUUUUUAUCAAGUGGAUCGAUUAAUCAAAGUGCAAUCAAUCUUUGAAGAAAUCGAUACUCCAAUACUAGUAAACACUGACCCGAGGGUACGAGGCAGAUUCGGGAUUUAUCAACAGCGAUGACCGUAGAUCCAUAACCAAAUCAAAUUCAACGACCUCAUAUUGGCAGCAGAUACCGACUUUCUGGGCUCAGUCUUUAGCAGACGAGUUCCUGGCCAGUCUCUGACAGCACAAGUUUGACCAGAAGUUGGAGAAAAAUCUGGCAAUCUUUGAUCACUUGACGGAAAUAUCUCACCUCAAUCGUAAACAAUGACGUCACCGGAAGACAUGACGUGGUACGAAAAGUCCAGCGCGGUGCUGUCCAAGCUGUGUGUUUACCUGGCCACCUGCCCCCUGUGCUGCGACUGUUGGUCCGGCACCAAGGACAAGGCCCCGCCCCAGCGGCUCCACAUACAGCACACGUGCAUGGAGCAGAACCACGGGAGACUAGACUCGACUAGCAGCAACACGGACAGUGUCAAAAGUUACAGAGAACGGAUGGACUCCGAGAACUCCAGGACGGACUCCGUGUCGUCAUCAAGCGGGAUAAGCCUGGAGAGCAAGCGCCACGUCACCCCCAUCAUAGACAUGAAGCCCAUCGAGUUCUGGACGGCCAACAAGGAGAGUGUCCAGCCCCGCUCCCGACGCCGCCACCCCAGCGAGAGCGAGAUCAGCGUGGACAACUUCCAGCGAGAGCUGUACGAGGUGGACACGGAGGAGGAACCGUGUCUGACGGACGAGGAGAAGCUGGCCCAGUUCCAGCUGGGGCAGCUUCACUUUGGCCUCAAGUACGACGUCUCGUCCAAGGUUCUCGUGGUGAAGAUGAUCGAAGCCCGAGACUUACCCCCACCCUACUGUCUCGACGAGACCAAACAAGACAUGGCCCACUCCAACCCCUACUGCAAAGUCUCACUUCUGCCAGACCAAAAGGCUUCCCAGCAGACGACAGUCCAGCGUAAGACACAGGAACCCGUCUGGAACGAAUAUUUCAGCUUCGAUAUCGAGUACCUGGAGGCUCAGGAGCGAACGCUGGAGAUUCUUCUCAAGGACUUUGAUAAGUUCUCCCGGCAUAGACUCAUCGGGAAAGUCUUGUUGCCGCUCAGCACAGUCAACCUGGUCAAGGGGGGUCAUAUGUGGAAACCUUUGUCACCCGGUAAUAAGGAGUGCCAGGACCUGGGUGAGCUACUGCUGUCCAUCAACUACCUCCCGUCUGCUGGUCGCUUGACCGUUGACAUCAUCAAGGCCAAGGGGUUGCUACAGACGGACAUGGUUGGGGGGUCAGACCCCUUUGUUCGAGUGACGUUGGUUCAGCUGGAGAAACCGGUGAAGACACGAAAAACAACCUGCAAGAAAAAUACCAUCGACCCAGUGUUUAAUGAGUCGGUCAGCUUCAACCUCACACAACAGCAGCUUGUCGGAGCCAGCAUCGUGGUCACCGUGUGGGACCACAACUCCAAGUCCAAGGACGACUUCGUGGGCCGUGUGGUCAUCGGGCACCACGGCACCGGCCCGCAGGAAACGCAGCACUGGGAGAGGAUGCUCCAGUCCCAGAGGUCCCCCGUGGCCCAGUGGCACUCUUUGAAGUCUCGCGUGGACUGCGACCAAGUCUCGGUCGCGUCCAUUGCGGUCCCGUAAAAUCAGUAAAAACAUAAACGUUUCUGUUUAUUUAUUUUUUUUAUGACCGAGGAUCGCUGGCGUAAAACAAGUGGCGAAAUAAUCGAGUUCACUCGGAUUCGAUAUGUAAUGUAGAUGUUAGUUGUGCCCCAUGAUGACGGGGUGUAGUUUUCUAACGCGUCAUUGAUAUGUCAUUUGUAAAGGGAAGCAACAGCUGUGUAAAGGGAAGCAACAAGAGCUAAAAAUUAUUAUAUCACCUAACAUAUCAGUUCUGUCAGGCCACAGAUCAUGUAGCAACUGGUUAAAUAGCUCAACAUAUUUAAAAUAAAAUGUUAGGCCUUUUAUUAAUUUAGUGAUGUUUAUAGUAUUAUAACUAAAUAUUGUAGAAGGAGCCAUUUAAAAAAAUAAGCAUACUUAUAAUAAAAAAAAUAAAAGGCAACUCUUUUCUAUCAUAUUUUUUAAAUAUUAAGAGCUUCCAACUUAUGGUAAGAAAUUUAAAGCUGCAUCGUUUGUCUUCUUAAUUGGUCCAUGAAAAUACCUCUUGGUUAUAGUGCAAUUAGUUACGAUACAAUCCUCUUAAAACUGUGUUGUUUUUUUUUUAAACUUUAUUUUCUAUUAAAAAUGGGAUUAAAAUAAUUUGAAGCAAUAUCAGAUAUCAAAAGAUUUUCUAUUUAUAUACCUUGUACAUUUUAAAAGUGAAAUAUAUUAAAAUUGUUUUUCAUAACAUGUGAACAAUAUUUUUUUGAUUACAUUUUCUUUUCAAAAGAAUUACUCGUAAAACGUAUGCUGUUCUUUUAAAAUGUAAAGUAAAAUUUUGAAUCCGGAAUAUUUUUUACUUUCGUAUUUUGCUGCAAGCGUAACAUGUAAAGCGGUUAAUGAAGGAAUAUAUAUGCUUGGAAAUGUAAAGCAAUUUGAGUAGAUUUUGAACAUAUUUACAACAUGUAAAUAGUUCAGAGACUUGUCUUUCAUAUAGAUCAUCUGUUCGUGCGUAUAUUUAUCCGUUUGUGAAUUGGAAAUAUAGUAUUAGAUCAAAGAGUUAUAA